AUGCAGUUCAAGCAAACUGGAAAACGCAAAAGCCGUUUAAACAGUCAGGAACAAGUUCUACAACGGACACUUCUUGAGCGUCGUGGAACCGGGUUAGAAGAAGCAAGUGCCCCGGAUGACUCUGAAUCGCACCAAGCGAAGCGACGAUCAAGCGCUCGAGACAAUCUGGACGAAGAGCAAAAGGGCAGUGACGAAGAUAACGAGAAUGCUACACCUCAAGUCUUUUGGCGAGCGAGUGCCAAUGCAGUCGAAGGUACUGACUUGUCUGAGCCGACAACGUUUGGAGAUGCUGUUGGUGGACCAGAUCAAGUGCAUUGGCGUAAGGCAAUCUGUGCCGAGUUGGACUCGAUGAAACUUCGUGGCGUGUUUCGAGCGACCAAACUGCCGUCUGGACAGCAUACCAUUGGCACCAAGUGGGUAUUCAAGAUCAAACGGAAAGCUGAUGGAUCCAUCGAGAAAUAA
Peronospora matthiolae is the source of this 462-nucleotide messenger RNA. Lineage: Eukaryota; Oomycota; Peronosporomycetes; Peronosporales; Peronosporaceae. The record is from the annotation of a GenBank genome assembly.